Peromyscus leucopus (white-footed mouse) is the source of this 913-nucleotide messenger RNA. It is a transcript of the gene Mrpl32, whose product is annotated as mitochondrial ribosomal protein L32. Gene Ontology annotation, cellular component: mitochondrial large ribosomal subunit. Gene Ontology annotation, biological process: translation. Lineage: Eukaryota; Metazoa; Chordata; Mammalia; Rodentia; Cricetidae. The transcript has 3 exons. The record is from RefSeq and is a predicted model, not a curated record. Gene Ontology annotation, molecular function: structural constituent of ribosome. Bases 66 to 626 code for a protein of 186 amino acids.
CAGGGAGGCGGGGGACCCGAGAGCUUGCACAGGGUCCCAGCACGCAUCUCAUUCCAGUGAGAAACAUGGCGUCCGCCUUACUGUUACUGUCGUUCCGGUGGCCCGCGCGUCCCGCACCGCUCCGGAGGUGCUGGGAGCUGCUGCAGCAACUGCAACAGAGCUGGAACGGGGUUGCCAGUCCUCAGUGGGCGCCAGCAUUAGCAGUCCAGGGUCCACCCAUACUCACAGAACUAGAACAUGAUACCAGUGGAAAUAAAGAGGAGUCCAGCUUUUUAGAUAGUAUCUUUUGGAUGGCAGCCCCCAAAAACAGACGCACCAUUGAAGUUAACCGGUGUAGGAGAAGAAACCCCCGGAAGCUUAUUGCAAUUAAGAACAAUAUAGACAUGUGCCCUGAAUGUGGUCACCUGAAGCAGAAACAUGUCCUUUGUGGCUAUUGCUAUGAGAAAGUACGCAAGGAAACAACAAAAAUCAGACAACAAAUAUGGGCUCAAGAAGGGGGGCCCUUUAAAGCUCCCACCGUAGAGACUGUGGUGCUGUACACAGGAGAGAAACCAUCAGAGCAAGAUCAGGGCAAGAGGAUUGUUGAACGAAGCAUGAAGAGGCCAUCUUGGUUCACCCAGAAUUGACACUGAAGAAGUUAAAAGGAUAAUUUCAUAGUAAGGAAAAUUUCAUAGUAAGUCUCUAAAAUCAGGAGUCUUUGUUUUCAUAUCAUCAAUGUGUUUUAAAAUGGACUUUAUUAGCUGUUAAUUUUAAAUGAGGUAAUUUGAAAAGUGUAUCUUUAAUAAACUCAGUAUGUUUAUGCAAAGGCUCAAUAGACUAACAUGUGUGUUCCUGUAAUGCUGUUGGGUUUUAAUUAAACCUAAAAUUUCCAGACCAAAACAAAAAGCAAUUUAAUAAAAUUCAUAGCAAGUUA